AUGACGGUUGAAGAUUAUUAUACUACUUUGAUAGAAUUCUAUGAUGAUCUCCUUUGCCUCAAGCCUCCCAAUGGAUGUGAAUCUGGGUCUUGUGCGUGCAAUGUUGCUGCAAACAAGCCUAACCCGUCUACUGCUGCUCCUGCUCAUCCCAGUCCAGUUGUGCGUGCCAAUGCUGUAGGCAGCAUAGCGAGUGAUUCCUCUUCUUCAAGUCAGGAUAAUACCCCUGUUCUCUCUGCUCUGUCCGAACUCCAACCGGAACAUGUUAAAAUUUUAUUAAAUAUAAUUAAUCAUCGUCAGCAAGAUAAGAUGAUUGGUGAGUAUUUUUCUCUAUCUUGGAAUAUCGACACGGGCGCCUCUCAUGUGACAAGAGAUGAGUCGUACCUCACUGAUGUGCAAUCUAUUUCUCCUUGCCCUGUUGGUCUUCCGGAUGGUGCACAGGUCGUAGCAACGAAGGAAGGGCGUGUGUAUUUGGUUGACGGAAUUACUCUUGCACAUGUUUUAUUUGUUCCCAAGUUGAAAUGCAAUUUAAUUUCGGUGUCUAAAAUGAUUGAUGAUUCGCAUUGUUUUGUCCGAUUCACUUACUCUUUAUGUGCUAUACAGGACCAACACUCGGGGAGCCUGAUUGGAGGCGGUGAACGAAUAGAUGGACUCUGUUAUUUUCGGCGAAUUCCUAAAGUAUGUGCAAUGACAGAUCUGAAGGUUUCUACAUUCGAACUAUGGCAUCGUCGUAUGGGGCAUCCAUCGGAUAGAAUUAUCAAGUUAGUACCUGCUAUUAGUACUAGUUCUGGUAGCAAAUCUUUGAAUAAAGCAUGUCAAGUUUUUCCGCAAGCUAAACUAUCACGGGAUAGUUUUCCUAAUAGUGAUAGUAGGGCUAGUCGUAUUUUUGAAUUGAUACAUUGUGACUUGUGGGGGUCAUAUAAGACAUCUUCUACUUGUAAUGCUCAUUAUUUUUAUAUUAUUGUUGAUGAUAUUUCGAGAGGUGUUUGGGUUUAUUUGUCGAGUGACAAAACUGAAGUUUACUCUUCUUUUUGCUCUUUCUUUGCUAUGAUUAAAUGUCAAUUUGAUGUGACUGUCAAGUGUGUGCGGAGUGACAAUGGUACAAAAUUCAAACAUAUGCUCUCAUAUGUUAAUGAACAUGGCAUUCUUUUUCAAACUUCUUGUGUUGGUACUCCACAACAAAAUGGCCGUGUUGAGCGUAAGCAUCAACAUAUCUUGAAUGUAAGUCAUGCUUUGAUGUUUCAAGGCAAUCUUCCGAUUGGUUUUUGGGGUGAAUGUGUUCUUGGGGCAGUGUGUUUAAUUAAUCGUACUCCUUCUCAUCUAUUGGCUAAUAAAACACCUUAUGAGAUUUUAUUUGGCAAAGAGCCCAAUUUUGAUGAGUUACGGGUGUUUGGUUCUCUUUGUUUCGUUCAUAACCAAAAGGCUAAGGGUGUUAAAUUUGCACCUCGUAGUCGAAAAUGUGUAUUUGUGGGUUACCCUCAUGGCAAGAAGGGUUGGAAAUUAUAUGAUCUUGAAAAAGGUGAAAUUUUUGUCUCACGAAACGUCAAGUUUCAUGAAAAUGAAUUUCCGUUUGAACUUGAUAAUGCCUCGAACGCCACUCAAGUUGAUACUGAUGAUAUUUCUAAUCAUAAUGCUGGAGUCGACCUUGAUUUUCUUGACGUUCUAGAGCAUAUUUUAGAGGUGGGAGAAGAUGCUCUCACACUCGGCACUCACGACAAUCUGGACCGUAGGUCACCUGCGACACAUAGCCCAUACCGCAGCUCCCCCACGGCAGCACCUGCUUCCCAGGCUGCUGGUGCAUCUGACCGCAGGCAUAUUGCGGCACCCAGCACCUCACACAUCCCUCCUACUGUACCUACUGCCCCUGUCAUUGGUCACAGACCGGACAGCAGCUCCGAGGCUGCACCGGAAUCUCCUAGCAGCUCUGUUACUCUAGAAUUAGAUCGUGGUCUUCGAGAACGACACCCUUCGGGUUGGCACCGUGGUUAUAUCGCACAUACUAUCUCUAUCUUGAGUCCAUCUACUUCUCAAAGUUCAUGGUCUACUCCAUGCUCCUCAGGUACUCCCUAUUCUUUAACAAAUUUUGUAAAUUAUGAUAAAUUCUCCUUGCGACACCGUGCUUUUAUUGCAGCUGUAGAUACGGUAGUUGAGCCUCGUAAUUUCAAAGAGGCUAUGCAAGAUGAGGGGUGGAGAGAGGCGAUGCAAAAAGAAAUAUCCGCCUUGGAAGAUAAUGAAACUUGGAUAAUGGAAGAAUUACCUGCGGGAAAGAAAGCUCUCGGGUGCAGAUGGGUUUACAAGGUCAAACUUAAUUUCGAUGGGACAAUUGAAAAAUUGAAGGCUCGUCUUUUUAUAUUCGGUAAUCAUCUGGUUGAAGGUAUCGAUUAUAUUGAGACAUUUGCUCCCGUGGCUAAAAUGGUCACCAUUCCUGCUUUUCUGGCUGUUGCUGCUGCGAAAAAAUUGGGAAUUGCACCAAAUGGAUGUCCAUAA
This is a messenger RNA of Chenopodium quinoa (quinoa), 2484 nucleotides long. RefSeq lists its product as uncharacterized. Gene Ontology annotation, molecular function: nucleic acid binding. Gene Ontology annotation, biological process: DNA integration. NCBI's taxonomy places the organism in Eukaryota, Viridiplantae, Streptophyta, Magnoliopsida, Caryophyllales, Amaranthaceae. Bases 1 to 2484 code for a protein of 827 amino acids. The record is from RefSeq and is a predicted model, not a curated record. The transcript has 2 exons.